AUUCAUAAACAUGUCUGGACUAAGUAGCUCUGUUGCUUCACUGUGCUGUAUGCUGGUAGUUUUUUACGUCUCUGCCUCCGCAGAGUUUCGGCGAUUUGAACAUCCUCCCAAACCUGAUGGGUCGCUCAGCUUCCUGGUAAUUGGUGACUGGGGAAGAAGAGGAACUUACAAUCAAUCCGAAGUAGCAGUCCAGAUGGGAAGCAUGGGAGAAAAACUGAGCAUUGAUUUCGUGGUGUCAACUGGAGACAAUUUUUAUGAGAAUGGACUGCGUGGUAUCCAUGACCCUGCAUUUCUCUACUCAUUUACAGAUAUUUAUACAGCAAAAAGCCUGCAAAAGCAAUGGUAUGCUGUUUUGGGAAACCACGAUUACAGGGGAAACACCAAGGCACAGCUCAGCACCAUCUUGAGAAGGACAGACAGAAGAUGGCUUUGCUUACGAUCUUACAUUGUCAAUACAGGGACUGCGGAAAUUUUCUUUGUCGACACUACUCCAUUUGUUGACAAGUACUUUGAGAAGACAAAGCACCACAAAUAUGACUGGAGAGGAGUGCUUCCGAGGGAGAAAUACCUGACAAAGCUUUUGAAGGAUUUGGAAUCAGCACUGAAGCUGUCAGUUGCAAGUUGGAAAAUUGUAAUUGGGCAUCAUACCAUUAGAAGCAUCGGCCAUCAUGGCGAAACCAGGGAGCUUGUAACACGGAUUUUACCAAUACUCGAGGCAAAUGAUGUUGAUUUGUACAUAAAUGGGCAUGACCAUUGCCUGCAACACAUAAGUAGCAACACAAGCUCUAUGCAAUUCUUAACCAGUGGAGGGGGUUCAAAGGCGUGGAAAGGUGAUUACCAUGAUCUAAAUCAAGAGGGGUUAAAAUUUUACUAUGACGGCCAAGGAUUCAUGUCUCUGCAACUCAACCCAACCAAUGCCAAGAUUGUGUUCCAUGAUAUAGCUGGAAAGGUUCUUCAUAGCACAAACUUAUCGAAGCAACGUUACAGUGUUGUUAUGUAGGAUUCAUUUUGCAAUAAAACUAUGUCAAAUCACUAGUUCUAAAUUAAGGUUAGAUCAAGUAGGUCUACCAUUGUGUCAAGAAAACCUAUCCAGCAAGCAAGUACUCAUCUGUGAAAUAGAGUUCACCUAUCCGGUAAGCAUGGAAUAAGACAUGCAUGGUAAUAGGCGAACAAAGUCUGAAGACCCUAAUUUUCACCUCAAACCUCAUAAGAAUGAACCAGGGGGUCCAGAACUACAGUAGAGGACCAGGAACCAUAUGGCUAAAAAAUUCAAGAACCAAAACAUUAGAAGAACUGAGCCAGUCUGACCAAAAUUGAUCAGUUUAGCACGGUUAUCUUCGUGGCCCAGACCACAGUUUCAAGUAAAAAUUUUGCUUUCUCACAAGAUACUGAUAUCUCAGCCAACAUUAGUGGUUCCCAACCUAUAAGAUGAUAUCUCAGAGAGCUCUUCAUCUCCUGUUUAGAUGUCAUUUAAG
This is a messenger RNA of Rubroshorea leprosula, 1475 nucleotides long. The record is from the annotation of a GenBank genome assembly. Lineage: Eukaryota; Viridiplantae; Streptophyta; Magnoliopsida; Malvales; Dipterocarpaceae.